AUUUUAUAAUAAUUAAAAGUGAGGUUAGUUUUGUUGAUGUUUUGAAAAGCGACAAACGUGAAAAAGUGAGGUUAAGAUUAAUUUUUGAAAAUGUACAACAAUAAAAUCGAAGAAUUUCGAAAUUAUUUUCAAUCUCAUAAUAAAUCUAAAGAAUAUUCUGGACAUACUUCUAAAGUACAUUCGGUGGGGUGGAGUUGCGAUGGAAAAAGACUCGCUUCCGGUUCUUUUGAUAAAUCCGUUUGUAUUUACACUUUGGAUAAAGACCGUUUGAGUAAAGAAACGACUUUUAAAGGUCACGGUGGUUCAGUAGACCAAUUAUGUUGGCACCAAUCUCAUCCAGAUCUUCUAAGUACAGCAAGUGGUGACAAAUCUGUUCGAAUAUGGGACUCAAGAAUCCAAAAAUGUAUUGCAACAAUACCCACAAAGGGAGAAAAUAUUAAUAUAACCUGGGCUCCUAAUGGAGAUACAAUAGCAGUUGGGAAUAAGGAAGAUUUAGUUACUUUCAUUGAUGCAAGAACGCACAAAAUUAAAUCUGAAGAACAAUACAACUUUGAAGUUAAUGAAAUCUCUUGGAAUAAUACUAGUGAUUUAUUCUUUUUAACAAAUGGACAGGGAUGUAUUCAUAUACUUAGUUAUCCCGAUUUGGAACUUCAGCAUAUUCUAAAUGCUCACCCAGGGACUUGUAUUUGCAUUGAAUUUGAUCCAACUGGGAAAUAUUUUGCAACGGGAAGUGCAGAUGCUUUGGUAACACUUUGGGACGUUGAUGAGUUAGCUUGUAAAAAAGUUUUUACUAGAAUGGAUUGGCCAGUUCGAACAAUAUCUUUUAGCCAUGAUGGUCAACUUCUAGCCUCUGCUUCAGAAGAUUUAAUUAUUGAUAUAGGAUUCACUGAAACAGGCGAUAAAAUCGCUGAUAUUACAGUUGAAGCGGCAACUUUUACAGUAGCUUGGCAUCCAUCGCAGUAUUUAUUAGCUUAUGCUUGUGAUGAUAAAGAUACUUACGAUAGAAAAAGAGAUGCAGGAAGUUUAAAAGUUUGGGGAUUUCCUUCCGAUUAAUUUUUUUAAUCUUUUUUAAAAAUCAAUAAAAAGAACUAAAAAGGGCUUAA
Molecule: messenger RNA, 1103 nt
Organism: Onthophagus taurus
Lineage: Eukaryota; Metazoa; Arthropoda; Insecta; Coleoptera; Scarabaeidae
Gene: tex
Product: THO complex 3 homolog tex
Biological process (GO): mRNA export from nucleus
Cellular component (GO): THO complex part of transcription export complex
Molecular function (GO): protein binding
Source: RefSeq, a predicted model, not a curated record